Falco peregrinus (peregrine falcon) is the source of this 3769-nucleotide messenger RNA. RefSeq names its product SAM and HD domain containing deoxynucleoside triphosphate triphosphohydrolase 1 (gene SAMHD1). Gene Ontology annotation, biological process: defense response to virus; regulation of innate immune response; dGTP catabolic process. Gene Ontology annotation, cellular component: nucleus. The transcript has 16 exons. Gene Ontology annotation, molecular function: dGTPase activity. The record is from RefSeq and is a predicted model, not a curated record. NCBI's taxonomy places the organism in Eukaryota, Metazoa, Chordata, Aves, Falconiformes, Falconidae. Bases 15 to 1847 code for a protein of 610 amino acids.
GCGUGCGCGGCGGCAUGGGGAGCCCGGCGGCGGCGGGCUGGGGCGCGGCUCCCGCCAGGCGCCCGCGGCUCGAGGCUUCCCGCGGCGGCGCGGCCGACAGCGACCCGCGCCUGUGGGACACGGAGCGGCUCUGCCAGCACCUCUUGUGCUGCGGCGUGGGCGGACCCGGGCUGCUGCGCCGCUUCCGAGAGAACGGCGUCACCGGGAGCGCGCUGCUGGACCUGCCGGCCUGCGGCCUCGAGGCCGCGGGCGUCUGCCUCCCAGCUGAGAGACUGGAAGUGCUGGCCUGCCUGAACAAAGUGAGACAGCAGCACGCCGACAUGAUGAAGGUUUUUAACGAUCCGAUUCAUGGGCACAUUGAAAUACAUCCCCUUCUUGUUUGUAUCAUUGACACACCUCAGUUUCAGCGCCUGAGAUACAUUAAGCAGCUGGGUGGCACUUACUUUGUUUUUCCAGGAGCCUCUCACAACCGCUUUGAGCACUCUAUAGGGGUGGGCUACCUCGCAGGAUGUGUGGUUCGUGCACUGAAGGAGAGACAACCGGAACUGGAUAUAACUCAGCGAGACAUUCUCUGCGUAGAAAUUGCUGGGCUUUGUCAUGAUUUGGGUCAUGGGCCAUUUUCACACAUGUUUGAUGGAAGAUUUAUUCCACUCACUCGUCCAAGUUUGAAGUGGAAGCAUGAAACUGCUUCUGUUGAAAUGUUUGAGCACCUGAUCACUUCCAAUAAACUAGAAGAAGUCAUGAAGUCAUAUGGACUUGUCCUGGAAGAAGAUAUGACCUUCAUCAAGGAACAAAUAGGAGGGCCUAUAGGUGGAGCCACUUGUGAGGCAUCAUGGCCCUACCAUGGUCGACGGAAGGAGAAAAGUUUCCUAUAUGAGAUAGUAGCUAACAAAAAAAAUGGCAUUGAUGUUGACAAAUGGGAUUAUUUUGCAAGGGAUUGCCAUCACUUAGGAAUCCAGAAUAAUUUUGAUUAUAAGCGAUUACUUAAAUUCAUUCGGGUCUGUGAAGUAGAAAACCAGAAGCAUAUCUGUACCCGUGACAAGGAAGUUGGAAAUUUGUAUGAUAUGUUCCACACACGGAAUUGCCUGCAUCGGCGAGCAUACCAGCAUAAGAUUGGCAACAUCAUUGAAAUAAUGAUUACAGAAGCCUUUCAAAAAGCAGACAAAUUUUUUAAAAUAGAAGGCUCUGGAGGAAAACUGUACCAGAUUUCUACAGCAAUGGAGGACAUGGAAGCCUACACUAAGCUAACUGAUAAUAUCUACCUGGAAAUUCUGCACUCAAGUUGUCCAGAACUGAAGGAGGCACGAGAGAUAUUGCAGAAACUAGAACGACGUCAAUUAUACAAGUUCUUAGGAGAGACUCAACCUGAAAAAAUGAUGGAAAUUGUAAAGAAUAACAGCCUGGCAGAAAGCAUUGCUAAUUCCAGGCCAGAAAAGGAUCCUCCAGAUGUGGAGCUAAAGGCCGAAGAUUUCAUAAUUGAUGUUGUCCGUAUGGAUUAUGGAAUGAAAGAACAGAAUCCCAUUGAUAAUGUUCUCUUCUAUUGCAAGGCUGAUCCUUCCAAGGCAGUCAAGAUCAGUAAAGAACAGGUUUCAAAGCUUUUACCCAUGACGUUUGCAGAGCAGAUUAUUCGGGUUUAUUGCAAAAGACAGGAUGCAGAUAUUGUUUCAGCUGCAAAACAAUAUUUUAUUCAGUGGUGUAUAAAAAAGAAUUUCACCAAACCACAGGAUGGUGAUGUGGUUGCCCCUCAUCUAAUUCCAAUGAAGGAAAGCUGGAACAACACGACAGAUGAUGAACACAGGACAGCUUCAGAGCCCAGCUGCAAACAAAGGCUUCCUUUUGAUAAGUAACACUCUUCCUUUUGGCACUGUUCAGUCUGCUUCUUCAGAAGAUGAGUAAACUUGAGCAGCAAUUCUUCUAAAGGCAGUUGGAUGGAAUUUAUGGAACAAUGCAUUUCUGCAUUUUACAACACAGUAUGUUUUAAUGUAGGUGCUUAAAAGAAGUGCAUAUUCCAAGUGAACGUCAGCUGUUACAGCUGAGCAAACUCAGUUCUCAUUUAUUUAUGAAAGUAUUGGCACUGUGUUGCAAGAGAAACUUUAAAAAUGCCAAUUAAUUGUUAUUACAAGAAGUUCUGAAGACAUGUUAUUGGUCCUUCUAGUUCUGAUCCCUUCUUAAGAUAGUUGUGGUGUUGCAUGAGCUAGCAGAAAAACUUGCAGCUCAGGUUUUGGUGUGUCUUGGUUUUGGUUUUUUUCCCCCAGUACCUAGGAAAGAGGGGAGUAAGUAUGUUUCUGAAAAUAUAGUGAGGUAAUCUAACUUUUGAAAUAACCACAGAUGGCAUCUUCAAGAAUAACAAAGUUAACUUCAUUUAAAAAAAUAAAAGGAAGGGAGAGGGGAAUUUUUUUUAAGAACCAAAGAUUACUUUUCUGGCAUUCAAAAAGCUGAUGAAGAUGUGGGCCUCUUGCUAUAAAUGUGACCACAGUUUUUAUUGAUGUAACAAUGCAUUGCAGUGACAUGCAGCCUUUUAUUGUUUUAUAGUGUAUUUUUGAUACAUUUAAUGUUUUAUUUUUUACUGACUGAACUGCAAAACGUCCAUUGUUUGAGUGCUGGCAGGAAAGCAGAGUGACCCGAAUGUUUGUCAAGGCAGGUGGACGUGCGCACAGGUUUUGGUGCAGUGAGUGAGUCCCUGCUGGAUGCUGCACUGGCUCUUUGCACUGAGUGCACCUUGUUUUCUGCAUCACACUGUAAUAGGUAGACAGGCUCCUCAGGAAUUCUGCCAUCCUUGUAUCCCUUCCCUGUUUCUCUUGGACCUCUGAUGGCUGUUUCUGCGUAAUUUUUCUCUCCCUUGUAGAACUAUAAGGGUUCUUAGAUUCUUCCCUUGCUGGCAGUACUAGUGUGAGUUUUGCUAAGUGUCUGUCCAGUUGAAAAGGUGAAUGAGGAAGACCUUCCUCUCCUCUUUUACUUGGGUCUAAGAGGAAGGCUGCUUUCAUUGAAUAAAACCUAAAAGCUUGAAAAAGCCUGCCCAGAAAGCGAAAAAUGCAAAGCAAAAGGUGCAGUAAUGCUCAGAAAUUGGAUUGAGCUUUGGGGGUUUAUAUGUGGGGUGGGGAAAGAAGAGUUGGGUGUGCGGUUUUGCCAGCCAGGCAUAGGUAACCACGUUAGUUCCUGGAAGCUGGCACAGCAGGAACUCCCUCUGGCCGACCUGCAGGACUCUUCAUAACUGAUGGCAUUUCUUCUCCCUCUGUUGUGGGAAUGGAUAGCUAUCAGGCAGAGGGAAGGAGUACACCUGUACUCACUCAGAUUUAAUUUGUUGAAGUCACCAGAAGUUGUUUUGCGCUCUGCUGCUUUCUUACGUACCUGUGCUCGUGCAUCUAAAGGUGAUGUGGUGCAACCUCUGCUGUUCAUGUCUUUAAGAGUAUUUCCUAUCAGCAGGUGUGCCAGGUAACUGUUAGAAGGGGUUGUGACCUCUAAAGGCUUUUGAAGAACUUAUUAUGCUUCAAGAAACAGUAUCAUAGAGUGAAGGCAUUUGUUUCCCUUAUAUGCAUAAAAUCAAGUAUUGUUCAGAAUAAUUAAUUUUGUUAUUGUUGCUUGUGUUUUGAACUGUUAUAAAAGGUGCACUUUAUACUUGGGAAAUAUGCUUUGCUUACGUUUAAGCAAAAAUUCAUACUUAAUGUUAAGUUCUGAGACAGAGUGUUUCUUUUUCUCAGAUGUGUUAAUCUGAGCCUCUCUGGACUAAGAUUAAAUUUAUAAACAGUUAUUUUACUAUUCUUUUAAGGAA